AUGACAAAGAAUGGCAGAAAAGAGGUGAAAGAAUUAUUGGCUUCCUUCAAGGAAGCUUUGGAAUCUUGGUUGAUUACUAUCAAUGAUCCUAUAAAAAUCAAGGAAAUCAAAAGUGCUUCAGUAGAUAAUCCUAUAGAAGAAUUAACCAAAUUAGUAUCUUUAAUUAAAGCUCAUACAACCAAGAUCGGGAUAAUUUUCAAACCUGAAACUUUCCAAAAACAAUUUGAUGCUGCUUAUAAUACAGUUUCUAAAGCCAGUGAAUCAAUUAUUCUCCUUAUUUCAAUAAUCCCACAAUUAAAUCCUGAAACCUUAUCUAUAAUAUUUCACGAUGAAAUUAUCUUAAAGAUCAGUGAAAUCUUCCAAAGUAACCUUGAACUUGUCAGUCAAUUACAAAUCAUCGAACAAGAAACCCUGGAAGAAGAAUCAGAAGAAGUUGCAAGGGAUAUAAAUACUAGAUUAAUGUCUGUAGGAAAAGUCUGGUCAAGUUGUGAUAAUUUGACUAAAGUCUUGAAAGAUGGUAAAUUGGGAUUACUUAAUACUAAAUUCAAACAAAGCAUCAUGUUGAUAGAAGACGGAUUGGAUGAAUUUGAAGAAUGGGUUGAAGAUCCUGAAGUAUCGGAAGAUCCUUUCGGAUUCGAAGAUGAAGAUGAAGAUGAAGAUGAACAACCAGAAGAACUUGACGAAGAAACUAAAGCUCAAUUGACUGCUUUCGGAACAAAGAUUUUAAAUAAAUUCAAACUUAUCAAACUUUUAUUUUCCUCCAUAUCCAAAUCAUUACCAUCAAUCACAUCAGGUAAAACCAUUAAUGAACUAUUUGAGAAUCAAAAACAAAUAGUCAAUCUUGUUGAUAAGCUUAUAGUUGAAUUAAUGAUGAAUGCUAAAAUAAGUCACAUCACUGAUGACUUAAUAACCAGUAUUAAUAAGAAUUGUAAUAAUUUACUUAAGAUUGUUAAAGCAGUCAAUAAAUCUAAUGAGAAUAAAGUCAAAUGGUGUGAAGCUUGGGAGUCGAAGUUUUCACAAUAA
Molecule: messenger RNA, 1023 nt
Organism: Yamadazyma jaroonii
Lineage: Eukaryota; Fungi; Ascomycota; Pichiomycetes; Serinales; Debaryomycetaceae
Source: the annotation of a GenBank genome assembly